Molecule: messenger RNA, 765 nt
Organism: Suricata suricatta (meerkat)
Lineage: Eukaryota; Metazoa; Chordata; Mammalia; Carnivora; Herpestidae
Product: ribulose-phosphate 3-epimerase-like
Biological process (GO): pentose-phosphate shunt, non-oxidative branch; carbohydrate metabolic process; pentose-phosphate shunt
Cellular component (GO): cytosol
Molecular function (GO): D-ribulose-phosphate 3-epimerase activity; metal ion binding
Source: RefSeq, a predicted model, not a curated record
AUGGAAACAUCUGUGGUCUGGGUAGUUGUGGGCAUCUUUAAUCUUAUAAAAAUCAUUAAAAAAAUUUAUCACUUGGGGCACUUGGCGUCUGGCUGCAAGACUGGCCUGUCCAUCCUUAACAGCGAUUUGGCCAAUUUAGGGGCUGAAUGCCUCCGGAUGCUGAACUCUGCCAAGUAUUUGCACCUGGACGUAAUGGAUGGGCAUUUAGUUCCCAACAUCACCUUUGGGCACCCUGUGGUAGAAAGCCUCCGAAAGCAGCUAGGCAAGGACCCUUUCUUUGAUAUGGACAUGAUGGUGUCCAGGCCAGAACAGUGGGUAAAACCGAUGGCUGUAGCAGGAGUCAAUCAAUAUACCUUUCAUCUUGAGGCUACUGAGAACCCCAGGGCUUUGAUUAAAGGCAUUCGGGAGAAUGGGAUGAAGGUUGGCCUUGCCAUCAAACCAGGAACUACAGUUGAGUAUUUGGCGCCAUGGGCUAAUCAGAUAGAUAUGGCCUUGGUUAUGACAGUGGAACCUGGGUUUAGAGGGCAGAAAUUCAUGGAAGAUAUGAUGCCAAAGGGUCAUUGGUUGAGGACCCAGUUCCCGUCCUUAGACAUAGAGGUCGAUGGUGGAGUAGGUCCUGACACUAUCCAUAAAUGUGCAGCGGCAGGAGCUAACAUGAUUGUGUCUGGCAGUGCCAUUAUGAGGAGUGACGACCCCAGAUCUGUGAUCAACCUGUUAAGAAAUGUUUGCUUAGAAGCUGCUCAGAAACGUUCUCUUGACCGAUGA